Molecule: messenger RNA, 1119 nt
Organism: Paramisgurnus dabryanus
Lineage: Eukaryota; Metazoa; Chordata; Actinopteri; Cypriniformes; Cobitidae
Gene: zmynd12
Product: zinc finger, MYND-type containing 12
Molecular function (GO): protein binding
Source: RefSeq, a predicted model, not a curated record
AAAUUGCGGUUUUAUUAUAGGUUUGUAUGUUUAGUAUGUCGAUAACCAUGAACCCGCUCGCAAAUCCCAAAGGAGUAAAGAAACUAUGCAUACUUUGCCAGAAACCUGCAAAACUCCAAUGCACAAACUGCCGGGUCACCCUUUACUGUGACAAUGACCACCAGCAGGCCGACUGGAUCAGUGUUCAUGAAAAAGUCUGUCUUCUACUGGUGUCCAUUCACGCACCUGCACCCUUCCAAACGUUGCAUGCUGACCGGGAACACCACCAUACAGAGACCCUGAAGAAACAGAAGGAGCUAAUAAAGAUUGCCCAUGAAGAGGCACAAAGGUGGGUGUCCAGUAAAAGGUUUCAUCAUGCGAUACCAGCUGCUCUUCUCUUCCUGCGUUGGGCCGUGCAGCUGUACGGACCUCGUUCCAUUAAACUGGUACCAGCUUAUCUCCUGCUUGCACAUGCUAAUAUAGGUUUAGAUUCUAUGUCCCAGGCUCAAGAGUAUCUCUCCAAGGCUGAGUGGGCUGUAAUGAACACACCAGGUUGUAGUCCCAUUGUCCUUCAUCAGCUACAUCGAAUGCUGGGCCGUCUGCAUGCCGCUACAGGAAAAUACCCGUCUGCUCUCUUUCAUUUCUCCAAUGAUGUGUACUACGCCAGUGAGGUGUUUGGAUUGGAGAGUACUGAGACAUGUGGAGGGUAUUUCCUCAUGGCUGAUGUGUUUCUAAAGCAAAACAAGCCUGACAUCACCCACUCGCUCUACACAGAGGUUGCAGGUUUCUGGCACGCUCACCUGUGUAGGUUGAUGGAAAGGAUCAGUCGGAGUGGCACUGAGCCAGAGGACUGUUUUGGUGAGGCUCAGUGUGUGGAGGUCGAUCAGAUGUUGAGAUGCAUUCAAGACUUUGAGGAACAUCAUAAGAAACCUUGCUCUGACCUGUCAGCUAUAUUGUUUCAUUCUCUGGCAAUGCUGUGGUUGCUCUCUAACAACUACUCCAAGGCACUGGAAUAUGGGAAGAAGGCUGAGAUGUUGAUUGAAGGGUUGAACGAUCAAAACAGCAUGAAAGAGGCCAUCCAAAAUCUCUUGCAUUUUGUUGAAAAACACAACAUAGACCUACCACAAUAAAAUAUAAAUG